GUGAAUGAGGAGUGUGACUGUGGACCUGACUGUGGUAAUAACCCGUGCUGUGACGAAACAUGUAGGCUGAGUGAGCAUGCACAGUGUAGUCACGGACUGUGCUGUUUUAAUUGCCAGUGGAGACGUAAGGGUUUCAUGUGCCGUUCUCCUUUUGGAGAGUGUGACCUCCCAGAGUAUUGUGAUGGUACCUCUGGAGAAUGUCCCAGGGACCACUAUAAGCAAGAUGGUACAUCGUGUGAUAUAAUUCACUAUUGUUUUAUGGGCCGGUGCAAGAACCCUGAUACUCAGUGCGUGGAUAUAUAUGGGUCACCUGCAAGGUCAGCCCCAGAAGACUGUUAUAUUUCCAUGAACACGAAAGGGAACCGGUUUGGAAACUGUGGCUGUCCUACUGCUGCUGUCCCUAGAUAUGUUAAGUGCACUGAUGAGAAUAUAUUUUGUGGGAAACUUAUAUGUACAAAUAUUACACGGGUACCACAAAUCAAACCCCACCAUAGUCUGAUUCAGAUAGCUCACAAUGAUGACUGGUGCUGGAGCAUGGAUGUCUAUAACAUUACUGAUAUCCCUGAUGAUGGAGAUGUGGACACGGGCACUCUUUGUGCCCCAAACAAAAUCUGUGUGAAUUACUCCUGCAUUGAUCGUGCUGUGCUCAAGUAUGACUGUGAACCUCAAAAAAUGUGUAAUGGGAGAGGAGUCUGCAACAAUUUAAGGCACUGCCAUUGUGAGGAGGGCUAUGCACCCCCUGACUGCAAAGUUUCAGGAAAUGGGGGUAGUGUGGACAGUGGUCCCCCCGGCAAGCCAGAUGAUGGAAAUGUAAGUGAAGAUGAAACUAGAGGUCUUAGUUUUCAUCGUGGUAAUUUGGGCAGGGGCAGUGAGAAUAAAUUUGAAAGCAAAAGUCUUGGCAAUCUAUUGUACAUAUUUCCCUUACUUCUUGUGGCAAUAUUUUUAAGUCUGAUUAUUGGUGCCAGUGUUGGGGCUGGAAAGGAGAUAUCACAGUGCUCACAAGGGGCUCUAGAAGAUACUGAAGAAGAAGCUGUACAAGAAAAGGAAGGAGGCCAAGUAGAGGAAGAAGUAGAGGUAAGAAAUAAGUAGUGAUAGGAAGAAGUCUAAUAUAGCCAAUACCCAAACACUAGCUGGAAUGGAGGUUCAGUGGAGCAAAUAUGAAGUGCACACCAAUGGCAGCAGUGGCCCUAAUAGGGACUCUACAGUCUUAUGAAAUGUACAACUGUGCAAGGAAUGG
Lontra canadensis (Northern American river otter) is the source of this 1237-nucleotide messenger RNA. RefSeq names its product disintegrin and metalloproteinase domain-containing protein 1a-like. The annotation marks the transcript as partial. Gene Ontology annotation, biological process: binding of sperm to zona pellucida; male gonad development. The record is from RefSeq and is a predicted model, not a curated record. NCBI's taxonomy places the organism in Eukaryota, Metazoa, Chordata, Mammalia, Carnivora, Mustelidae. Gene Ontology annotation, cellular component: sperm head plasma membrane; external side of plasma membrane; plasma membrane. The transcript has a single exon.